GAGAGGCGCCGCUGCGGAGACGGCAACAAGUGCGGGAGCCGUUCCGAGCCGGAGCUGUCCCCGCCGCCGACAUCGCCGGGCCGCCAGUCGAGGGCGCAACGCAUGGAGCGUGAGCGGCGGCGGUCGCCGGGCUGAGCCGCGCCGAGCGGCCGGGACGUGGAUGUGGCCGCGAUAUCCCGCCCCCGCCCCGCCGAGCAGGAGCUGCUCCCGGACAAGAUAUGAGAAAUGAGUGUUGGACGUCGAAGAAUAAAGUUGUUGGGUAUCCUGAUGAUGGUAAACGUCUUCAUUUAUUUGAUUGUGGAAGUCUCCAAAAGCAGUAAUCAAGACAAAAAUGGAAAGGGGGAAGUGAUAAUACCCAAAGAAAAGUUCUGGAAGACAUCUAACCCUCCCUUGGCAUAUUGGAACCGAGAACAAGAAAAGUUGAACAGGCGGUACAAUCCCAUUUUGAGCAUGUUGGCCAACCAGACAGGGGAAGUGCACGGGUUUUCUAAUAUAAGCCAUCUGAAUUAUUGUGAACCUGACCUGAGGGUCACAUCUGUAGUUUCAGGUUUCAACAAUUUGCCGGACAGGUUUAAAGACUUUCUGCUAUAUUUGAGAUGUCGAAAUUAUUCGCUGCUUAUAGAUCAGCCAGGUAAGUGUGUAAAGAAACCCUUCUUACUGCUGGCAAUUAAGUCCCUCACUUCACACUUUGCUAGAAGACAAGCAAUUCGGGAAUCUUGGGGCAGAGAAACCAGUUUGGGGAACCAAACAGUGGUACGAGUCUUCUUAUUGGGCCAGACCCCCCCAGAGGACAACCACCCCGAUCUUUCGGAUAUGCUGAAGUUUGAGAGUGAAAAGCACCAAGACAUUCUUAUGUGGAACUACAGAGACACUUUCUUCAACUUGUCUUUGAAAGAAGUGCUCUUUCUCAGGUGGGUGAGCACUUCCUGCCCAAACGCUGAGUUUGUUUUCAAGGGUGAUGAUGAUGUUUUUGUCAAUACCCAUCAUAUCCUGAAUUACUUGAAUAGCUUAUCCAAGAACAAAGCCAAAGAUUUGUUUAUAGGUGAUGUGAUCCACAACGCUGGACCUCAUCGGGAUAAGAAACUGAAGUACUACAUCCCAGAAGUUGUUUACACUGGUGUCUACCCGCCUUAUGCCGGGGGAGGUGGGUUCCUCUACUCCGGCAACCUGGCUCUGAGGCUGUACAAUAUAACUGACCAGGUCCUUCUCUACCCCAUUGAUGAUGUUUAUACUGGAAUGUGCCUUCAGAAACUCGGCCUCGUUCCAGAGAAACACAAAGGCUUCAAGACAUUUGACAUAGAAGAGAAAAAGAGGAAUAACAUUUGUUCCUAUCUAGAUUUGAUGUUAGUCCAUAGCAGAAAACCUCAAGAGAUGAUUGAUAUUUGGUCUCGGUUGCAAAAUGCUCAUUUAAAUUGCUAAAACAUGUACAAACUAAAUUUUGCAUAGAAAGACAUAUCUUGGAUAGUUCCCGUGUUAUGUUCUUUCACUAGGGGUAAUUUCUAUGUUAAACCAUCAAAAUUGCCUUUAUAAGUAGUAUCUAUUUGAAGGCCUCAAAACCCUUUAACGUGGUACUUUCUGAAGAGGGAAAGCAGGUCAUAAUUUUUAAAGGAGGCUAUGGCAGGGUGGUUGGUUCUGAUUCUUCCAACUGGCUAGUGGUCAUUAUUUUCUAAUACCCUCCUUCCCCCGCUUCUUGUCCGAAAGAAUGUUUUUGGAAUUUGACUAUUUUAAGUUAUUUUUGUUUUGACCUAAUAUGGUAAUAUUUCUACUUUCUAUCAUGAGUGAAUUGUUUGCAAUUUAGGUGUUUAAAAUCUGUUGGCUACAAAUGAUUUGUUAUAUAUGAUUCAGUGAUUUUUGUGAAAAGGAAUUAAAUUUAUUUUCAUGACAUUUGGAUGAAUUUUUAAAAAUUGUCUUAGAAACAUUAACUUCUGUUGAAAUUUCCUGCCACCUCAACAGUAUUUUCUGUGUUAAUAGAAUCAGUUAAUUUUGCAAAAUGAUAUGUGAGUGAUCCACUUUAUCUUGUUAGGAACAUAAUAACUGUUCUUGUAUUUGGUUUGCUGGGUGGCAUCAUAAUAGUUCUCAAUUUUUAGUAUUUGAGAAUAAUGAGUACGAUUCCAUGUUGGCCAACUAAGGAUUGAAUUGACCCUGGCAGUCUUAUUAUGUUUGUGAUUUUUUAAUGUGGACCAGGAAAGCGUGUGUAACUUUUGAACUGUAAGUGAAAAGACUGAAGUUGCAGACCUUUUCAUGAGUGAUUUGUCAGCUUAAAACUUCAGGAUUCUAUUCUUGCCAUAUUUUCACAUGUUGCUUAUACAAAAUUAUUCUGAGUAGUGAGUGACUGCUUCCCUGUCUCAGUGUAGAAGUGCCUGUGUUUUUAUUUAUGGAGAUCAAUGACCAAAACAUUUUCUUAAAUAUAUUUUGUGUAAUAUUUUAUUUGUAUACAAUGUUGUUGAUAAAAUAUUUAACUAGAGCAUGGUAUUUUAAAUGUAAGAUGUAACAUAUGUUAAAUAAAGCUGUUAUUUUUGAAUUUUAAAGUACGUUUUUUGGAGAGCUGUGGAUUGCUAAGUUGACAGAAUUCUGCCAAACUGUUGCUUAUAUAUAUACUGUCUUAUAACAUGCUUUCCUGACAUUUUUUUGUGUUCGUAGUGAUGAAGAAUCUUACCUGAUGUGAUACUGGGGACUGUAAGAAGAUAGAAAUAAAGUCAUUGUAUUUUUAAUUGUCAUGUGUAAUAAUCUAUGAUCUUUUUUUGUUUUGUGUAUUUGAUUACAUUUUCCCCCAAGGAGGCCAUUCUCCCCGCCACCCCCAGAAACUAUAUUAUAGUGAUAUUGAACUAUAACUUUGUCUUCAAUUGGUCAUCUAUCUUCACAGUUAAAAUUCUUAAAAGUGCUUUCCCACCUUGAGUCUUUAAA
This is a messenger RNA of Molossus molossus (Pallas's mastiff bat), 2904 nucleotides long. It is a transcript of the gene B3GNT2, whose product is annotated as UDP-GlcNAc:betaGal beta-1,3-N-acetylglucosaminyltransferase 2. Bases 226 to 1419 code for a protein of 397 amino acids. Gene Ontology annotation, molecular function: hexosyltransferase activity. Gene Ontology annotation, cellular component: membrane. The record is from RefSeq and is a predicted model, not a curated record. The transcript is spliced from 2 exons. NCBI's taxonomy places the organism in Eukaryota, Metazoa, Chordata, Mammalia, Chiroptera, Molossidae.